AUGCGGCGGCAGCAGGGCAUGCCCCUCGAUGAGAGAUACGUUCCGUACCUGCAGAUGGCCGGAUUAUACCAUCUUGCGAGACUGAACGAUAGAUGGUUCCGAUUAGAUGAGUCCCUUUUGGGGUUGCCAGUGGACAGGCGCUAUGUCAGUGGUUGCCUUACAGACUUCCAGAUAUACAUCGAGGGUGGCCGUCCUGCCUGGGUGUGGUUCCAGGAGUUGCUAGGAGUGAUUCCUCCUCCGAGCCAAGUUCAGAAGUUUGCCGUAAACUGCACUUGGUUCCAGAAGACUUUUGGGGAGUGCCCAGCGGGAGCCGAUGAGGAGACUGUGCGGCGCUUUGCUCGUGCAUAUAUCAUGAUGUUGUUGGGUACUCAGCUAUUUGCCGACAAGUCUGGCAACCGCAUUCACAUCAGAUGGCUUCCCUACGUAGCUAGACUUGAGAAGAUGGGUACCUACAGCUGGGGUCCGCAGCACUAG
Molecule: messenger RNA, 474 nt
Organism: Arachis ipaensis
Lineage: Eukaryota; Viridiplantae; Streptophyta; Magnoliopsida; Fabales; Fabaceae
Source: RefSeq, a predicted model, not a curated record